AAAAAAAAAACCAAAAAAAAAAAAACCACACACUACAAAAACUUGUCCUUUCAUUUGCUUCCUUCCUUUCUUCUGUUCUCGUUAGAACGUUAAAUUCUCUAUUCUAACUCUUCCAACGAAAAAAGCAAAUGUUGGUUCUUCCUGGGACAUCCGCUCUUUCCUCCUUCAAGAGCGACAGCUUGUUAAAGUCUAUUCAAAAGUCGAUUCCUAAUGCAGUAUCAGUCUCAGCCAUUUUCCUUCAUUUUGUUCAACCUCGUUCAGGUCAGAAAGAAGUCUUGAAAACGGCAUCAACCGAACCCAGCCAAAUUUUACACAAUCUAUUGAACUAUGGCUAUUAUUCUAUUGAGGCUGAAGAGAAGACGUCGAUCGAAUCUUUCCUGAAAUCCAAUGCACAGGAGAAAGAGGGAAACAGCACUAUCAUUGUUGUUUCACCCCGUGCUGGUACUAUCUCGCCAUGGUCAUCCAAAGCCACCAAUAUUGCUCAUCUUUGUAACCUUUUCGAUUAUGUCGAACGUAUUGAACGUGGCGUUGCGUACCGUAUUGUGACGGAAGAUCAUCAACUUAGCAGCGAAGAAAUAUCCCGCAUCGCUAGUUUAAUCCAUGAUCGUAUGACUCAAUCUGUAGAUUUAUGUUUGCCUGAGCCUGAAUCAGUGUUCCAUCAUGGCCAACCAGCUCCUUUAACAGUUGUGGAUUUGAUGAUGAACAAGAAACAAAAGAGGAAUGAUGGCAGCAGUGAUAAAAGUCGAACUACAGAUGAAGCUCGUGGUUUAUUAAUGGAAGCAAAUAAGACGUUAGGGCUGGCUUUAGCUGAAGAUGAGAUUGACUAUUUAAUUGAUGCUUUCGUUGGGAGCGAAUCAUCAGAAGGGCUUCAGCGUAAUCCAACAGAUGUGGAGCUGUUUAUGUUUGCUCAAGUGAAUUCAGAACAUUGUCGCCACAAAAUAUUUGGUGCCGAUUGGACUAUUGACGGUGAAUUGAAGCCUCAUUCGUUAUUUGGGAUGAUUAGAAAUACACAUAAAUUGCAUCCGGACGCAACAUUAUCAGCUUAUUCAGAUAAUGCAGCUGUACUCAAAGGAUUCAAAGCAACACGAUUUGCUCCAAAUACAACAAAGGGGAACAUUUACGAGCAUUUCGAGGAAGAAGUGCAUUAUCUUGCAAAGGUUGAAACACACAACCAUCCUACUGCGGUAUCACCUUUUCCUGGUGCAUCCACUGGUUCAGGAGGUGAAAUUCGUGAUGAGGGGGCUGUUGGACAAGGCUCUAAACCCAAGGCAGGCCUCGUUGGCUUUACAACUUCCAACUUAUUGAUUCCUGGACACAUUCAGCCAUGGGAAACUGACUUUGGUAAGCCUGGCCAUGUUGCUUCUGCAUUUGACAUCAUGUUGGAAGCUCCAUUAGGUGGAGCAGCCUUCAAUAAUGAAUUUGGUCGUCCUGCGCUGACAGGUUACUUCCGUACAUUUGCCGAAACUGUUCAUGUGACCGAAAGUACAACAGAAGUUCGUGGUUACCAUAAACCCAUCAUGAUUGCUGGUGGCGUUGGCACCGUUCGUCCUACUCAUGUCUUUAAAAAACCAAUUACCCCUGGUUCUUAUUUAAUUGUCUUGGGUGGCCCUGGUAUGCUCAUUGGUUUGGGUGGUGGUGCUGCCUCAUCUAUGGCAUCUGGCCAGUCCAGUGCUGAGUUAGAUUUUGCUUCCGUUCAACGUGAGAAUCCUGAAAUGCAACGUCGUGCUCAGCAAGUCAUUGAUGCUUGUACAGCUCUUGGAGAAGACACGCCUAUACAGUCUAUUCACGAUGUUGGUGCUGGUGGUCUUUCUAACGCUUUACCAGAAAUUGUUCAUGAUAGUGAUUUGGGUGCUGAGAUCGAUCUGCGUAAAAUUCCUUGUGACGACGCUUCCAUGUCUCCAAUGGCUAUUUGGUGCAAUGAAUCUCAAGAACGCUACGUAUUGGCGAUAGCAUCCGAUAAAUUGGCUCAAUUUGAAGCCUUCUGUGCUCGUGAACGCUGUCCUUAUGCGGUUGUUGGUACUGCCACAACUGAAAAACGAUUAGUUGUACGUGACCCACUCCUCAACAACACACCCAUUGAUUUACCUAUGCCUGUCUUAUUUGGCAAACCACCCAAAAUGUCUAGAAAAACAACUUCACAGAAACCUUACAGGCGCCCUUUCGAUACCACAUUAAAAUCAUAUUUACCUACUGCUGUGAAGACUACGAGAGCUAUUCUAUCUGAAGCGGUGUCUCGUGUUCUUCAUCUACCUUCUGUUGCCUCCAAAUCUUUCUUGGUAACCAUUGGUGAUCGUUCUAUUACUGGUAUGGUAGCUCGAGAUCAAUUUGUAGGGCCAUGGCAAGUGCCUGUUGCGGACGUAGCUGUGACGACUUCCUCUCUCGGUCUUGAUAUUGUCACAGGUGAAGCCAUGGCAAUGGGUGAACGUACACCUAUUGCUCUUAUAUCUCAAGCCGCUUCUGCUCGUAUGGCUGUUGGUGAGGCAUUGACUAACUUGGCAGCUGCCCACAUCAAGAACAUAAAGGAUGUUAUCAUGUCGGCCAAUUGGAUGUGUGCAGCUGAUCAUCCUGGUGAAGGUGCUGGACUUUAUGAGGCUGUUCAAGCAGUUGGUAUUGAUCUCUGCCCCAAAUUGGGUAUUGCCAUUCCAGUUGGUAAAGACUCAAUGUCGAUGAAAAUGAAAUGGGAAGAUAAAGAAGUGACGGCACCUUUGUCUCUGAUUAUUACAGCCUUUGGUGCAGUGUCCAACAAUCACAACACUUGGACACCACAAUUGGUCAAUCGAACUGCUACAGAACUUGUUUUGAUUGAUUUGGCUGCUGGUAAACAGCGCAUGGGUGGCUCAGCGAUUGCCCAAGUAUUCAAGGAAAUAGGUCACGAGGUGCCGGAUGUUGAGGAUGCUGAACUUCUUAGAAACUUUUUCAAUGCUAUGCAACGUCUAAAAGAACAAAAGAAUCCUCUCGUAUUAGCCUAUCAUGAUCGUUCAGACGGUGGUUUGUUUACUACAGUGGCUGAAAUGUGUUUUGCUGGUCAUGUGGGUGCACGCAUUACGUUGGAUAGCUUGAUAUCUGAUGUUAAUACUGACAUUGUCUCUGCCCUCUUCAAUGAGGAAUUGGGUGCUGUUAUUCAAAUUGAAUCUUGCCGCUUCGAAGAAUUCCUCAGCAUCAUGCAAAAUACUGGUGUUCCUUCUAGUGUUAUUCAUAAAAUCGGUUGUGUUACGGAACAUGAUGCUCAGGAUAUCGUUUCUUUCAAUUCAAAUAAUCAAGAAAUUUAUAGUGCUUCCCGAAUUGACCUUUAUCGUGCUUGGUCUGAAGUCUCUUUCCUUAUGCAAUCAUCUCGAGACAAUGCAAUUUGCGCUCAGCAAGAGUAUGAUGCUGUUCUGGACGCAAACAAUCCGGGGCUGCAAUACCGAUUGACUUUUAACCCUGCCGAAGAAUUUGCGUUGAGUAAGCAACAACAAAAUCGCCCGAAGGUAGCUAUUCUCCGUGAUCAAGGUGUCAAUGGGCAAAUUGAAAUGGCCUUUGCUUUCCACGAGGCUGGCUUCGAAUCCGUGGAUGUUCAUAUGACAGACAUUAUUUCCGGGAAAGUCGCAUUAAAUGAAUUUAUUGGUAUUGCCGCUUGUGGUGGCUUCUCUUAUGGUGACGUUCUAGGCGCCGGUUCUGGUUGGGCUCGCACUAUUCUGCUGAACUCUCAUGCCCGUGCUGAAUUUGCUAACUUCUUUUCUCGGGAAAAUACAUUUGCAUUGGGUGUAUGCAAUGGUUGCCAAUUCUUAAGUCAAUUAGCUGAAUUGAUUCCUGGUGCUGCUCACUGGCCACGCUUUGCUCGUAAUGAAUCUGAACAGUUUGAAGGCCGUACCUCUCUUGUCGAAAUCUCUUCGACAACCAAUUCUGUAUUUUUUAAGGGUAUGGAAGGCUCUAUUUUACCUAUUGCUGUAGCUCAUGGAGAAGGUCGAGCUACUUUCAAAGAUGAAAAGGCUUUUGAACAAUUUCUCGAAAAGAAAGAUACCAUGAUUGCUACGGCUUACGUAGACAACUAUGGUAAAGUGACACAGCAAUAUCCUUUCAAUCCUAAUGGCUCCCCUCUUGGUAUUGCUGGUGUUUCUUCAUUAGACGGUCGUGUUUUAAUCAUGAUGCCUCAUCCUGAACGUGUUGUAUUGAAGGAAAGUAAUUCUUGGUAUCCUACAGAUAACAGUUGGGGACAAGUAGGUCCUUGGUUGAGGAUGUUCUGUAAUGCUCGCCAAUGGGUUGGUGACAGUUUCUAAAAUAUAUUUGUACACAUAACAUACACAAAUGAUCCAACUGUGUUUAUAUCCACGCUGCGGAAUUUUUUUUCUUCUCUUUGUACAGUUAAUUCACUAAUUAAAAAAAUUGCUUAGACAUAUAAUAUGCUUCAAAUCGCAUGAAAUAAUAACUUGUAAAAUAAAGUUUACUGGUAACUGAAUUGAAUACCCCCGAAUAAAUCUGGA
Messenger RNA from Mycotypha africana, 4460 nucleotides. RefSeq names its product phosphoribosylformylglycinamidine synthase. Gene Ontology annotation, biological process: 'de novo' IMP biosynthetic process. Gene Ontology annotation, molecular function: phosphoribosylformylglycinamidine synthase activity. The coding region runs from base 129 to 4256 and encodes 1375 amino acids. Lineage: Eukaryota; Fungi; Mucoromycota; Mucoromycetes; Mucorales; Mycotyphaceae. The transcript has 2 exons. The record is from RefSeq and is a predicted model, not a curated record.